Messenger RNA from Hevea brasiliensis (rubber tree), 2687 nucleotides. Its product is annotated as leucine-rich repeat receptor-like serine/threonine-protein kinase BAM1. The coding region runs from base 161 to 2440 and encodes 759 amino acids. The transcript is spliced from 2 exons. The record is from RefSeq and is a predicted model, not a curated record. Gene Ontology annotation, molecular function: ATP binding; protein kinase activity; protein binding. Gene Ontology annotation, biological process: protein phosphorylation. Lineage: Eukaryota; Viridiplantae; Streptophyta; Magnoliopsida; Malpighiales; Euphorbiaceae.
AUGAAAUAGAUAUGAGAGACUUCUUAAUUAGAUGAGGUAUUCCACUUUUUGGAUAGAAACUAAAUGCUUCUAAUGUUCUCUCAACACAAUCUUCAUUUUCCCCUUUGAAGAAACAUGCAAUAUCAAGAAAUAUUUUCUUUUCAUUCCUCUGUAGCCCAUCAUGAAUUCACCAGACUGUGGACUAGAUGGUCUAGUUCCGAGGGAGCUUGGAAACCUGAAGCUGCUUGAUACUCUAUAUUUGCAUGCCAAUCAUUUUUCAGGUUCUAUUCCAAAGGAGUUAGGCAACCUGACCAACUUGGUGAAUCUUGACCUCUCCAACAAUGCACUCACUGGUGAAAUCCCAUUUGAGUUCAUCAAUCUCAAGCAACUGAAGCUCUUCAAUCUCUUCUUGAAUAGACUACACGGUUCCAUUCCAGACUAUGUCGCGGAAUUGCCUAAUUUGGAAACGCUGGGGCUGUGGAUGAACAAUUUCACCGGUGAGAUUCCUCAAAAACAUGGCCAAAAUGGGAAGCUUCACAUUCUUGAUUUGUCCUCAAAUAAGCUCACUGGUACAAUCCCGCAAGACUUGUGUUCCUCUAAUCAGUUGAGGAUUCUCAUUCUCUUAAAGAAUUUCCUGUUGGGUCCAAUCCCAGAAGGUUUGGAGACAUGUUAUAGUCUCACUAGAGUGAGGUUGGGGCAGAACUAUUUGAAUGGAAGCAUUCCAAAUGGUUUCGUUUACUUGCCUCGGUUGAAUUUAGCAGAGUUGCAGAACAACGUCCUGUCAGGGAAUUUAUCUGAGAAUGGUAAUAGUUCAUCUAAACCUGUUAAAUUAGGCCAACUCAAUUUGUCAAACAAUCUCCUCUCGGGUCCUCUGCCAUUUUCGCUUUCGAAUUUCUCUUCCCUUCAAAUCCUUCUGCUCAGUGGAAAUCAAUUCUCAGGUCCAAUUCCAACUUCCAUAGGAGAACUCCAGCAAGUACUAAUGCUUGAUCUUAGCAGAAAUUCACUUUCAGGUCCAAUUCCACCUGAAAUAGGAAACUGUUUCCAUCUCACUUUCCUUGACAUGAGCCAGAACAACCUCUCUGGUUCAGUCCCACCAGAGAUAUCCAACAUCUAUAUCUUGAAUUACUUGAACUUGUCAAGAAACCACUUGAACCAAACAAUACAAAAAUCCAUUGGUUCCAUGAAAAGCCUCACUGUUGCUGAUUUCUCUUUCAAUGAUUUCUCCGGAAAGGUCCCAGAAUCCGGUCAGUUCUCCCUCUUUAAUGCCUCCUCUUUUGCAGGAAAUCCUCAACUCUGUGGUCCUCUACUUAACAAUCCUUGCAAUUUCACCACCAUCACAAACACACCAGGAAAAGCCCCUAGUGAUUUCAAGCUCAUCUUCGCUUUAGGCUUGCUGAUAUGCUCUCUGAUAUUUGCAACUGCUGCCAUAAUAAAGGCCAAGUCUUUCAAGAAAAACAGCUCAGAUUCUUGGAACAUGACAGCUUUCCAAAAGCUAGAAUUCACUAUCACAGACAUCCUGGAAUGUGUAAAAGAUGGAAACGUAAUUGGUAGAGGAGGAGCUGGGAUUGUAUACCAUGGGAAAAUGCCAAAUGGGGUUGAAAUUGCAGUUAAAAAACUACUUGGUUUUGGCACCAAUAGCCAUGACCAUGGCUUUAGAGCAGAAAUUCAAACACUAGGCAGCAUUAGGCAUCGAAACAUCGUUAGAUUGCUUGCUUUCUGCUCCAACAAAGAAACCAACUUGUUGGUUUAUGAGUACAUGAGAAAUGGAAGCCUAGGAGAAGCCUUACAUGGCAAAAAGGGUUCUUUCUUGGGUUGGAAUUUGAGGUACAAAAUCGCCAUUGAGGCUGCUAAAGGCCUAUGCUACCUCCACCAUGAUUGUUCACCAUUGAUCGUUCAUCGAGAUGUAAAAUUCAACAAUAUUCUGUUAAAUUCGAACUUCGAAGCACAUGUUGCAGAUUUCGGAUUAGCAAAAUUCCUUAUUGAUGGGGGAGCAUCAGAAUGUAUGUCAGCAAUUGCAGGGUCUUAUGGCUACAUAGCACCCGAAUAUGCAUACACAUUGAAGGUGGACGAGAAGAGUGAUGUGUAUAGUUUUGGAGUUGUUCUCUUGGAGCUGCUAACAGGACGACGACCUGUGGGUGAUUUCGGCGAAGGGGUGGAUAUUGUACAAUGGAGCAAAAGAGUAACGAAUAAUCGGAGAGAAGAUGUGAUGCGCAUUGUUGAUCCAAGACUAACAAUGGUGACUAAAGAUGAAGCAAUGCAUCUAUUUUUCGUUGCAAUGUUGUGCUGCCAAGAAAAUAGCAUUGAACGUCCUACAAUGAGAGAAUUAGUUCAAAUGCUCUCUGAGUUUCCUCGUAACUCUCCAAAUUACGAUUCUUCAUCAUCUUCUAUUGUUUCCCAACAAUUGAAAAAUGGGGAAAAUGAGAAAAUACUUGCAAAAUCCAAACAAGAUCUUUUAGUUUAAGCUUGAAUAAUUUUCUUUUUCCCUUUGAAUUUUAAUGCUGUCUUUAAAUUGGCUUGAUUUUUGUUAUAGCUUUUUUUUUUUUUAUUAAUGUGCAAAGAAUAAUUUUUUUCUUUAUGAUUCUUGGGCAUAGAAUUAGGCAUAUAGAUGUAGGAAUAAUUUGUGGGUUACCUUCUUUUUAAGGAGUGUCCUCCUUAGGUGGAGAGCUUGCAAUCUUUUAUUAAAGGGAUCAUGAAUGCUUUUUGUAUUA